UUAUAAAAAAAAAGACACGAGUAUCCCAUUGUCCGAAGGGAAAAUAUUUUGACUCAUCGUUACUCGCUGUUUAUUCUUGUUCAAGUUUUCCAUGGCCGAUCGCUCCGGAUCACAAUCUUCUGUCGACAUAACCAUGAAGGUGACCACCACGCCGGAGGCACAUUUAGCUUUCACCAACUUGGCUUACUGCUCAACCUCUGAUCUCUCUCAGUUCGCCAUUCCCGGCACCGAUCUCUUCCUCGCCAACGUCGCUGACGUCUUCACUCUUUCUUUGUCUGGACAUGAGAGCAUCCAAGAUGGAACCAUUGCUCUUAAUGCUGUUCAACGAAGACAUGCUAGAGUUUCUGCUGAUGACAUGGUAACCAUCGCCAGAUUCGUUCCUCCUGAAAAAUUUGACCUGACUUUGCUGGCACUUGAUUUACAAUUUGUGAAGAAGGGUACUAAAAAUGAACAGGUUGAUGCUGUGGUUCUUUCAACCCAACUCAAGAAGAAAUUCAUGUAUCAGGUCUUCACAGUAGGACAGAGAGUUACAUUUGAGUUUCAUGGAACUAAUUACAUUCUUACCGUCGACCAAGCGGUUGUAGAGGCUGAUUGGAACAAAAAAAGUGGUAUCGGAAGAGGGAUGAUCUGUAACGAUACAUAUUUUGUGUUUGAAGCAUCAAAUGCAAGUGGUAUAAAGAUUAUGAACCAACGAGAGGCUGCUACUCGCAAAAUAUUUAAAGAAAAGGAGUUCAACCUUGAGUCUCUGGGCAUUGGUGGCUUAAAUGCAGAGUUUGUUGAGAUAUUCCGAAGAGCAUUUGCUUAUCGGACAUAUCCUCUUCACGUCAGGAACAGAAUUGGGGCAAAGAACGUGAAAGGGAUUCUUCUUUAUGGACCUCCCGGUACUGGCAAGACCUUGAUGGCCCGCCAAAUUGGAAAAAUGCUAAAUGGAAAGGAGCCGAAGAUUGUGAAUGGUCCUGAGGUGCUAAGCAAGUUUGUGGGUGAGACAGAAAAGAAUGUCAGAGACCUGUUUGCUGAUGCUGAGAAUGACCAGAGAACCCUUGGUGAUGAUAGUGAGCUCCAUGUCAUUAUUUUCGAUGAAAUCGAUGCUAUUUGUAAGUCAAGAGGAUCAAGCAGGGAUGGUACAGGUGUCCAUGACAGUAUUGUAAACCAGCUCCUGACAAAGAUAGAUGGUGUGGAGGCCUUGAACAAUGUCUUAGUUAUUGGAAUGACAAACCGGAUGGAUAUGCUUGAUGAAGCUCUUCUAAGGUCUGGAAGGUUAGAAGUUCAUAUUGAGAUUGGCCUCCCUGAUGAAGCUGGACGUGUACAAAUUCUUCAUAUUCAUACGAAAAUGAUGAAGGAAAAUUCUUUCCUUGCUCCUGAUGUCAAUCUCCAAGAGCUUGCUGCUCAGACGAAGAACUAUAGUGGUGCUGAGCUUGAAGGUGUUGUGAAAAGUGCAACAUCAUAUGCUUUGAACAGACAUCUGGACAUUGAAGACCUUUCCAAACCAGUGGAUGAAGAGAAUAUUAAAGUUACUAUGGAUGAUUUUCUUCAAGCAUUACGUGAAGUUAAACCUGCAUUUGGAGCCUCUCCUAAGGCCCUUCAAAACUGCAGGCCCAAGGGAUUCGUGGACUGUGGUGAUCGGCAAAAUCUUAUCUACCAAAGAAUCAUGUUUCUUGUUGACCAAGUUUCCAACGAAACUGGUCCUCCAGUCACUUGUCUUCUUGAGGGACCUAGUGGAAGUGGGAAAACUGCUUUAGCUGCGACCAUUGGCAUAGACAGUAACUUCCCAUAUGUUAAAAUAGUCUCAGCAGAUACCAUGGCCGGUCUUCAGGAAAGCACAAAAGCUGCGCGCAUUGCUAAGGUCUUUGAGGAUGCAUACAAAUCACCAUUGAGUAUUGUUAUCCUUGACAAUAUUGAAAGGUUGUUGGAAUAUUCAGAAAUUGGACCACGAUUUUCAAACAUGAUCCUUCAAACAUUAUUGAUAUAUCUCAACCACCUUCCCAAAGAGGGGAGCAAACUUCUUGUACUUGGUACAACAAGUGAAUUAACUUUCUUGAAAGCUGUUGGUUUGCGCAAAGCUUUUUCUGUCACAUAUGAUGUUCCUUUACUUAGGACAGAGGAUGCCAAGAAGGUGCUAAAGCAACUAAACGUGUUCUCAGAUGAUGAUAUGGAAGAAGCUUCCAAAGCCCUUAAUGAUAUUCCAAUCAAGCAGCUGUACUUUCUUAUCGAGAUGGCAGCACAAAGAGACGGCAGGUCUAAAGAGACGAUCUACAACAGAAAGGAGAAAUUGAACCUCAAUCAUUUCUUUGAUUGCCUUGAGGAAGUUACAGAAAAUUAGAAUACAAUAGCUAAGUUAAGACAUUCGUAUUUAUGUUGUGUAAUAAAAUUGGUUCAGUUUCGUAUUGGAAUAUUAAACUCUAUUUCGUAAUAUAAUCUAUACUAUAUAAAAGU
Molecule: messenger RNA, 2433 nt
Organism: Brassica oleracea var. oleracea
Lineage: Eukaryota; Viridiplantae; Streptophyta; Magnoliopsida; Brassicales; Brassicaceae
Product: vesicle-fusing ATPase-like
Exons: 21
Coding region: 92-2320 (742 amino acids)
Biological process (GO): Golgi to plasma membrane protein transport; SNARE complex disassembly; intra-Golgi vesicle-mediated transport
Cellular component (GO): Golgi stack
Molecular function (GO): ATP hydrolysis activity; ATP binding
Source: RefSeq, a predicted model, not a curated record